AUGCAUCAACAAUCCCGUCACCCGCCCCGGGUCUCCUCCCCCGCAUCCUCUCCCCAGACCAACCCCGCACGAACGAACAAUCAGAGAGACCGAGGCCGCGCCGGACUAGAAACAGCGGCUGAAGAUGGGGCGCCCGGCGGAUCGGACGGCUAUGACGCUGCUGGCACCGGUCCGAGUCGUGAAUCCAUCAAGAAGUUGGACCAGAUUAUCCAGAAUUUUUAUUACAAAGCUGCAGUACUUAUCCUACAAUCACGCCUUAACCUACCCCCCGCUGGCGGGAAGAGGGGGGAUGGGAAGAAAACAAACAAAUGGUUUUCUAUCGACACUGACGACAUUGAUGACUUCCGGGACGAACUCCGAGUCUACAAGACGUCUGGCAGUUUCGAGAACCGCCCCCCGCCCAUGAUCAUUGAGACUUAUAUUGAUGCUUCGGCCCUUUCCACUAGUCAGACUCUCGUGAUACUCGAUGAAAAUGGUAAGCGGUGGGAUGUGCUAGAAGCCCUGAACUCGUCCGAGUCGAGUGACGACAGUCCCAGGAGACGGCAGUCCCAGAAACGCAACACCGAGAUCAUUCUGGAGCGAUGGAGGGUCGAACUCAAGUGUCUUCCGAACCUUGGCCGGGACGAAUUCGGUCCUUCGCUUCCCACCAUCUAUAAGAGGAGCAUUGUCUUCUUCCGGUCGCUCUUUGUAACGACACGCAUCAUGCCAUGCUGGAAGUAUUCGCAGCAGGCAUUGGCAAAGGGUGUCCAUCCAGCAUUGGAAGUCAAAUGCCGCGUGCUAAGCUCUGAAUUGGAAUACACUACUUAUGACCCCUUGCGGCAGCCCCUGCAUGACGGAAGAGAUGCGGUUACCGAAUAUGUCUUCACAGAUUUGGAGGUGCCCGUCGGCCGCUUCUACGCCUCGGUAAUGUACCGCAACGACUGCAAUUUCCGGGUCGAUGACUCAGAGUCGCUGCUUAGUUCGCGCUUCAUGGGGGUCGACGAGAACUUUUUCAAACCGUCAAUACCGCCGAGGAGGGAACACGGCCACGGUCGGUCAGACUCGUACGCAGAACCGGGCUCAUUGCCGUCACACCGCCAGAACCGAGGGGCUCAGGAACCUCAGCAGACGUACGGUAGUUUAUCCACGUUUCACGGGCCCGGUGCACUGGGUACCAGCCCCAUCACUGCUUUGAGAGCAGUUCGCCCUAUUGGUUCAGACACGAGCUCGCCCUCAGCUUCAACGUCGACAAGCAUGGAGCAGCCCGAACCGCCGCAUUCGUUGCCAAUCCGGCCGCCAGCUCGACCCACAUUACGAACCUACGAGACCGCCAACAGGCGUCCAUCGGUUUCAUUCCAGCCCUUCAAGGCGGGCUCGCUCUCCGGAUCCCCAAGGAUUCCGGACUUGGAGGCGCCCGCAUCCCCUCAAUCACUUACCCGGCCCUCGGCGCUAAGCGCGCUCUCCCGCCCCGGAAAUCGCUCCUCACUCACAGCAGGGAUGGCGGCAUCCUUGCGCGGCCCCGGCACGGCAACUGCGCCCCAGGAUAUACCAACCGUUACAGGGUCGCCAAAGCCAACUGGCCGUUACAGCAGCAGCUUUACGCAUCGCAGAGGGCGGCCGUCGUUCGGGGGCCAGAGUAAAGGCGACGACGACCAGGCGAGCAGCGGCAAGCAGAGCCUGUCCUCUUCAGCUCAGCCAGGCUCCGGGUUACUGGCUGAAGCUGGAGGAGUGGCAAGCUCUGGAUCCUUUGUAACAGACGACGACAAUAUCUCAGAAUUCCUCAAGGCUCUUGACAGCCGGAAAACGCUCAAAAGCUUUGAGCCGAACAAGAAGGGGGAGACUUCGGCCUCUAAGAGAACAGCCGCACAGCUAUCCAGAUUUCAGCUCAUGCGCGAGUCUAACAACGCCCUCACCGACUCCAUGACCUCGUCCAUGCAGCUCCAACGCUCGUCAAGCUCGUCAAGCCGGCAAUUGACCAACGUUCCGAGCAUGGUAAACCCCGCAUCCGUGUCGGUCGCUUCCUCACCAGGCAAACCCUUAUCACCCCACACACCGCACACCCCCGCCAUCCCGUCCCGGCUGAGCGAAAAUUCUAUCAUCGACUACCAGGCCCCAGGCGGUCAUCAGCAGCAUCCCCACCACCAUCAGAGCAACAACCCUGAGAUUGUAGCCACAGAGGAAGAAGCGGAAGAUGACGAUGAGACUCCCAUGACGACUCAGCAGGGCGGCGCCACGGGAGGGACGACGGCCAUUGAUAUACCGCUACCUUUAUCGCCACGCUUACUUCAUGCCGGCGCCGGCAUGACCACCAACAGAAGAGCUAGCUCGGUACAUCGUUCGCUGGCGGGGGAGGUUGAUGAUUCGUAUGCCAGCCAGCCGCAGCGCAGUGCCAGUGUGGAGGCUGCCUCUGCCGGUGACCGUGAGGUUCCUACUUUGAGCGCCCUUCUGGCGUAUCAGCACCAGCACAAGCGGGAUGCGGAUUUAGAUCUGGACCUGCAAGGGAGAGGUGGUCGCAGUUCUGCCCGCCCGGAUGCUCCUGGCGGUAAUGGCGAUGGCGAUGAUGAUGGUGAUAACGAUGGCGGGAAUACUUCUGGCGGUGGCGGUGCUGGGAGCGGUGCCAGGAUCGGGUCUGGGUUGACUGGAGCAGGGGAGCAGCAGAGGAACACCGGGGAUACGGGUGCAAGCACGAGCAGUAGGGGCAUGGUGGGCCGGAGAUACCCUUCGGUACGCAGCUCGUUCCGCCGGCCGGGUUCGUUUGGGUCCCAUGCAGGACGAACGGGCGUUUAUGGAGGGAGCGUGGAAGGCGCAGAUGAGGAGCCGCUCCUUUUCGCUAUGAGCGAGUUGGAGCGGGAUUCCAGGAGGAGCUUGGAGGAAGGAUCCAGGCAGAACCAGGGGCAGGGAGAGCAGGGAGACAAGUUUGAGCCGAGGGGCGUGCUGAGGAAGGGAUGGUGA
This is a messenger RNA of Canariomyces notabilis, 2931 nucleotides long. RefSeq lists its product as uncharacterized. The record is from RefSeq and is a predicted model, not a curated record. NCBI's taxonomy places the organism in Eukaryota, Fungi, Ascomycota, Sordariomycetes, Sordariales, Chaetomiaceae. Gene Ontology annotation, cellular component: Atg1/ULK1 kinase complex; cytosol; phagophore assembly site. The coding region runs from base 1 to 2931 and encodes 976 amino acids. The transcript is spliced from 3 exons. Gene Ontology annotation, biological process: protein localization to phagophore assembly site; mitophagy; piecemeal microautophagy of the nucleus.